Molecule: messenger RNA, 892 nt
Organism: Funneliformis caledonium
Lineage: Eukaryota; Fungi; Glomeromycota; Glomeromycetes; Glomerales; Glomeraceae
Source: the annotation of a GenBank genome assembly
AUGGAUCAUUUUACAUUUGAUUAUUUUGAAACGAUUCUUGGUAGCGAUAUUUUAAUGUCAAUUUCACACGAAAUAAUGAAUAUCAAAGAACUAGAACGACAUAAUAAUGAAAUAAAUGCUAAACUUGAGGAAGCUAAACAAGAAUCCUCGAAUUUUAGCUCAAGUCUUGUGCGUAGAAUUCAACAAUUAGAAAAUGAAUUAUCACGAGUGAAAGAUAUGAAUCAAGCAUUAAUAGAAGAAAACGAAAAGAUAUUAAAAGGUGCAUUUAUGUUGAAUCCUAUCAUGCAGCGAAAUGAAUCAUACACAGAAAAAAAACAUACAGACACCGUUGAAAAGGUUACGAAUGGUUAUGAGAGUUCUUCCCCAAAAGAUGAUGAUAUCGCUAAAAUUGAAAACUCGAUUGCAACAGACUUGACUGAAGAGUUUGAUCGUACAUCUUUAUUAAAUACUUUCGAGCGUGUUCAUAAAGAGAGUGACCAUUCUAUCAUUGAAAAAUUGCAAGAUACAAUUAAGUCACUUAAUGACGCCAAUAAGGGUUUGAGACUUUAUAUCGAAAAGAUUCUUGAUCGUAUUAUGGAAGCUCAAGGUUUCGAAGAAAUUUUAUCUUCGGCGCCAGAAUGGAAAAAUCAAUCAGUAUCCAAUCCUGUAUCAUCUACUACAGCGUCAUUUAGUUUCAAUAAUGACCCAAGUCAGGAAAACAAAACUAAGAAAAUUGAAAGACGUAUGUCCUGGUCUGGAUAUCAACCUCAAAAUAUUUUUACAUCAGACGAUAAAAUAUUUGUGGAAGAGCCUAGUCAGAUUCAUCCUUUACCAAGUAAAAGAGUAUCUAAUGUAGAUACUGUUACUCUUUGUGAUGUGCCAAAACGUGCACUACAUGGAAAUUCUACAUUUA